This is a messenger RNA of Drosophila biarmipes, 1005 nucleotides long. Its product is annotated as chromodomain Y-like protein 2. The record is from RefSeq and is a predicted model, not a curated record. Lineage: Eukaryota; Metazoa; Arthropoda; Insecta; Diptera; Drosophilidae. The transcript is spliced from 2 exons. Bases 142 to 1005 code for a protein of 287 amino acids.
GAUGAACUCUCGCAGAGCUACAUUGUUAAGCUGGAAGGUUUAAGUGGCCUGGCUAGCCAGCAGAGGAGCAAGUGCGUUGAUUAGCGCACUGAAUUGGCACAAAAGAUGCGUGAGAUGAAGGCGUAGCUGCACUUUGACCACAUGAUAAGCGCAGAUGUUGACGCCCGUCCUGUCUUUCGGCAAUCUGAUGCUGUCAGUCUCGAUUGCGAAGCAGCCACGAUGGCCACGCACGAAAGGAGCUGCAAGCACUUCAGGGAGCUGGUCGUUAAGGAGCGCCCUGGGUUGCUCCACAUCCACUUCCAGCGGCAAUGGAAUCGCCGCACCAUCUACGAACUGAUGCGCGCGCUGGAUCUGGCCACUGCGGAUCCCGGUGUUCAGCUGGUGGUGCUGUCGGGGGAGUUCUCUGCAGGAUGCGGGGGCGAAAAGGAACCGCUGGCCCUGAGACAGGGUCAGGAGAAGAGAAUGCGGCAGUUGGCGAGUCAGCUGAAAGCGGUCAGUAGCGACGAUGCCGAGGAACAGUACAUCCCCGAGAAGGCGGCCAACUUUGUGAUGCGCUCGAUGGCCAAAAAGCUACUUGGGCAUCGUAAGCUCCUGGUGGCCUUCGUCGAGGCCCAGUGUGUGGGUCUGGGCCUCAGCGUGAGCAGCCUGUGCGACCUGGUCUUCGCCACGCCGUCCGCCAGCUUUGAGCCCGCCUUUUCACACCUGGACCCCUGCACCCAGGUGGGCCCCGCGUGGACUGUGUCCCACGUCAACUGGCUGCUGCGCCUGGGCGAUCGGGCGGAUGCCAGCUCUGCCCACCACAGCGGCCUGGUGACCAGCGUGGUGAGCGAUGCGCAGGGGUUCUGGCAUCGCAUGGCUCAGUACUCCCUCCUGCCCACCGCUUCCUUGCUGGCAACAAAGAGUCUCCUGCUUCGCCCUUGGCGGGAAUCCUUGUUGAACGAGCUGCGCGCGGAAGGCACUCCGAUGGCUGCGCAGCGCCGACGCCUGGCUAAAUACAAGCUGUAG